ACAGCGGCGCGCCACAUUCAAGAGUUUCUAGCGCCGUAAUCUUUCCCGGGGUAUAAAUUUGUAAUAUAUUGUUAUUUAUUUCAUUUUUCUGUAAUAUUUUUAAACUGUAGCGUAUUUACAUAAACAUGGACUGUGUAGAUUUCCCAAGAGUUCUUCCAAAUUCACCGAGAAAGGCACGAGGACAAAUUCAGGUCAUCUUUGGACCAAUGUUUUCAGGCAAAAGCACUGAACUGAUACGAAGAGUGCGCCGUUUCCAGAUAGCCCAGUACAACUGCUUGGUGAUCAAAUAUGCCAGAGACACACGUUACUCGGACACAGGCAUGGCCACACAUGACAAAAACACAAUGGAAGCCGUGCCAGCCAGUUGUCUGCGAGAUGUGCGGCAUCUGGCGUUGCAAGCCUGUGUCAUUGGAAUCGAUGAAGGACAGUUUUUUCCAGACACAGUGGAGUUUUGUGAAGAGAUGGCCAAUUUAGGGAAGACAGUCAUCGUAGCUGCUUUGGAUGGAACCUUCCAGAGAAAGCCAUUUGGGAACAUCCUGAACCUCAUCCCUCUGGCGGAGAGCGUAGUGAAGCUUCAUGCCGUCUGCAUGCAGUGUUAUAAAGAAGCUGCCUACACCAAGAGGAUAGGAGCAGAGAAGGAGGUGGAGGUGAUUGGUGGAGCUGACAAGUAUCAGGCGGUGUGUAGGAAGUGUUACGGGGGUCUGGUGGUGGACAAAGAGAACAGCGCUCCCUUCAGGAAUGAAACGCCACAACAAGCCCUCACAGGAAAAGUUGUGGACUCUGCAGUGCCCAGGAAGCUUUUCUCCUCUCUCCACCUCUAAGACUUGAAAAUAAGACUUGCAGGAGUUGAGCAGAGACUAUAAAUCUAUGAAUCAAAGGGUUUUUGUGUGUGAGAGCAAACAAUAAGUGGAAGGAAAAUGUAGUCUUUUAUCUCACAGUAACCUUUUUGUUUUCAGAUGAGUGUUUCCUGGUAUUUCAGGUACCUCCAGUUUCCUGCUAAACAUGGAUUAAUCAGCCCAGAUAACUUCCUUUUAAACCUCUGUGUUUGUAUUAGGUGUCUAAUUGGUGCAGAAUAUUAUUCUAUGUAUUAAGUUUUUUAACUUGACGUGACAAAGCACUUGAUAAUAACCCUGAAAAUGAGUUGACCAAUGAGUAACUCACUGUCAUCGUUUUCACUACACUGGUGUUUGGAUUUCUUUCAACGUCUGUAACUGUAGCAAUAGCCUGUCAAACGCAAGGUUUUAAAUUAUUUUUGUUUAACUAAAUGUACUGUGCAUGUAUCAAUGCAUUAUUUUCUGCCAACAUUCAUAAAGAAGAGAUCCUCAGUGGAAGGUUUGACUCAUGUACAGCAGGUCAGGAGUAGGGCUGGGUAUUGGCAAGAAUCUGGGGAUAUGAUAUGUGUCAUAACAUGGGGUGACCAUUCAAUGUAUUUCGAUACUCUGCACAAGGCAAUAUAUGAUUUUUUUUUAUUUUUUUUUAAAUUGUGUGUGUGUUGGGGUUUUUUUUCUAAUUUUAGGAAAACAAUGCUUGUGGUUCAUAUUUAAUGACGCUGCCUGUUUCACAGGCGGGUGUUCUUUGUGUUGGCACAAGCAAUACUGUAUGUUACAUUGGAGUGGAAGAGUCAAAUGGCUGAAUGAUCCAGCUGUAUGAGGUUUAAACACAAAAGAGAAUGAACCGCUGCCACAGAUCUUUGCAUGUAAACUAUUAAUUAAAAAUGAUAGUUUUUUAAAAAUUGUUACAGUAUCACAAAACAUAAUUUCACAAUGCUCAAGUAACGUUUUUUUCUUAUACCUAGAUGGGUAAAGUAGUGAUGAGUCAAAUUAAAUUUAAAUUGUGUAUUUCAGAA
Molecule: messenger RNA, 1846 nt
Organism: Epinephelus fuscoguttatus (brown-marbled grouper)
Lineage: Eukaryota; Metazoa; Chordata; Actinopteri; Perciformes; Serranidae
Gene: tk1
Product: thymidine kinase 1, soluble
Exons: 7
Coding region: 126-821 (231 amino acids)
Biological process (GO): thymidine metabolic process
Molecular function (GO): thymidine kinase activity; ATP binding
Source: RefSeq, a predicted model, not a curated record